CCUUACUAUUGUUCUGUGGGUGCCGGAAAAGCUUUGGGUCGAGAUAUAUUGGAGGCGCACUACAGGGCUUGCCUCUAUGCUGGAGUGGAAAUCUGUGGUACCAAUGCGGAAGUUAUGCCGUCUCAGUGGGAAUUCCAAAUCGGCCCGUGCGUCGGAGUCAAUGCGGGAGAUCACAUUUGGAUGGCCCGAUUCCUUCUGCAUCGCGUUGCCGAAGAUUUCGGUGUCGUGGUCUCGUUUGAUCCGAAACCGAUGCCUGGUAACUGGAACGGUUCCGGAGCCCAUACAAACUUCUCGACCAAAGCGAUGCGCCGACCGGAUAUCGGAUUGAAAUGUUUGGCUCCUGCUGUUACCGAAUCGCAGGACAAGUCGUCUGGCACCUUGAUGAACCACAACCUUAGUGCGGAUGCUGAUUUCAAGGUGUUUCUGCUGGCGUUCUGCGAAAUCUCUCCUAAAGAUAUCAGCAAGUAG
Molecule: messenger RNA, 468 nt
Organism: Echinostoma caproni
Lineage: Eukaryota; Metazoa; Platyhelminthes; Trematoda; Plagiorchiida; Echinostomatidae
Source: the annotation of a GenBank genome assembly